This is a messenger RNA of Phaethon lepturus (White-tailed tropicbird), 1611 nucleotides long. RefSeq names its product solute carrier family 11 (proton-coupled divalent metal ion transporter), member 2 (gene SLC11A2). The transcript is spliced from 14 exons. The annotation marks the transcript as partial. Lineage: Eukaryota; Metazoa; Chordata; Aves; Phaethontiformes; Phaethontidae. The record is from RefSeq and is a predicted model, not a curated record. Gene Ontology annotation, cellular component: plasma membrane. Gene Ontology annotation, biological process: metal ion transport. Gene Ontology annotation, molecular function: iron ion transmembrane transporter activity; manganese ion transmembrane transporter activity; cadmium ion transmembrane transporter activity.
GCCGAUCUAAACCGGUUUCCAGGCCACUGGAAGGGUCCCAGCAUGGGGAACUCGGACACGGACCGGAAGGCGUCCUACGAGGAUGCCUCAGGGGAGCACGGGGAGGUGGUCAGCACGAUUUCCAGCAGCAUGAACCCGCUGCAGGCGCCGGACGCCUCCUCGGAGGAGCCCUUCACCACCUACUUUGACAACAAGAUUCCCAUUCCCGAAGAUGAGACGCACUCGUGCUUUAGUUUCCGCAAGCUCUGGGCUUUCACGGGGCCGGGCUUUCUGAUGAGCAUUGCCUACCUGGACCCAGGCAACAUCGAGUCGGAUUUACAGUCCGGGGCUGUCGCAGGAUUUAAGCUGCUCUGGGUCCUGAUGCUGGCGACGAUCAUCGGGCUGCUCCUGCAGCGGCUGGCGGCGAGGCUGGGCGUGGUGACGGGGCUGCACCUCGCCGAAGUGUGCAACCGGCAGUACCACAAGGUUCCUCGGAUUAUCCUGUGGCUGAUGGUCGAACUCGCUAUCAUUGGAUCCGAUAUGCAAGAAGUCAUUGGCUCGGCGAUUGCUAUUAACCUCCUGUCUGUGGGGAAGAUCCCGCUGUGGGGCGGCGUGCUCAUCACCAUUGCUGACACGUUCGUGUUUCUCUUCCUGGACAAAUACGGCUUGCGAAAACUGGAAGCGUUCUUUGGGUUUCUGAUUACCAUCAUGGCUCUAACGUUUGGCUACGAGUAUAUCACCGUAAAACCCAACCAGGAGAAGCUGCUAAAAGGGCUGUUCGUCCCGUACUGCCAGAACUGCGGCACGACCCAGCUGGAGCAAGCCGUGGGAAUCGUGGGCGCCGUUAUCAUGCCGCACAACAUGUACCUGCACUCCGCCUUGGUCAAGUCCCGGCAAGUGAACCGUGCAAACAAGAGGGAAGUACGAGAAGCUAAUAAGUAUUUCUUCAUCGAGUCCUGCAUCGCUCUCUUUGUCUCCUUCAUCAUUAACAUCUUUGUUGUGACCGUCUUUGCCGAGGCUUUCUUUGAAAAGACGAACGCGGAUGUGAACGGCGUCUGCGUGAACGCCAGCAGCCCGCACACCUCGCUCUUCCCAAACAACAACAAGACGCUGGAGGUGGAUAUCUACAAAGGGGGCGUCGUUCUGGGCUGUUACUUCGGCCCUGCUGCUCUCUAUAUCUGGGCGAUCGGGAUCCUCGCUGCCGGCCAGAGCUCAACGAUGACGGGGACCUACUCCGGGCAGUUCGUCAUGGAGGGCUUCCUGAACCUGCGGUGGUCCCGUUUUGCCCGGGUGCUGCUGACCCGCUCCAUCGCCAUCACCCCCACCCUCUUCGUUGCCAUCUUUCAGGACGUCGAACACCUGACCGGCAUGAACGACUUCUUAAAUGUUCUUAUGAGCCUCCAGCUUCCGUUCGCUUUGAUCCCUGUCCUGACAUUCACCAGCCUGCCCAGUGUCAUGAACGAUUUUGCCAACGGAUUGUUCUGGAAGAUCACUGGCGGCGUGCAGAUCUUCCUGAUCUGCAGCAUUAACAUGUACUUCGUGGUGACCUAUGUCAUGUCCCUGAACCACCUGGCUUUGUACAUCGGGGCUGGAAUCCUCAGCGUGAUCUACCUGUCCUUUGUGGCGUAUUUG